Molecule: messenger RNA, 3146 nt
Organism: Ailuropoda melanoleuca (giant panda)
Lineage: Eukaryota; Metazoa; Chordata; Mammalia; Carnivora; Ursidae
Gene: SMIM33
Product: small integral membrane protein 33
Exons: 3
Coding region: 174-572 (132 amino acids)
Source: RefSeq, a predicted model, not a curated record
UGUGGUCCGUGCCUCUACCACUCCCAUCGCCUUCCUCUUUACAGUCACAGGGCAGCUGCAUCAUCCUUGGACCCAUGGGGACCCGACAUUGCUUCUAAAGAACCUGCAAAAUAAAUACAUCAUGAAAAAGGGGCUGGCCGCCAGUCCCCGGAGAGCCUUGCAGCAGGCGGACAAUGCACCAGGCUGGUCACCAUCCCUGGCCUUCUCCAGCUGUGAACGGCUCAGCAGGGCAGGAGCCCCAGAGGCAACUCCCAGAGGUGCUGGGUGGGGCCUGGGAAGCACCGAGAGGGGAUGGGCUGCCUCUGCUCACUGUCAUUGUUGCUGCCUUUGUCCUGCUGGCAGUCUGUAUCGUGGUGGCAGUCCACUUUGGGCCAAGACUACAUCAGGGCCGUGCCACUCUCCCCACAGAGCCACCAGCCCCAAAGCCAGAAGGCGGCAUCCAUCUCAUCCACUGGCGAGUGUUGGGCCCCCAGGACAGUCAUGAAGAAGCCCCACGGGAACCUCCUGUCCCUGGCUCCUGCCCUGUGCCAGAGUGGCCUAGGCUCAGCGUUGAUGAAGUCACAUGUCUGUAGGAGGGAGACUUUGAAAAGUUGGACUGACCUGGCUCAGAACAAGAAACCGGACGGAGAAUUAGGGCAAAAGCAGAUUGGAGCCUGGACAUCAGAGCUUUGGAAACGCACACAUGGACUCAGCUGGAGCUGUUCUCUCUGCAGAAUAUUUAUAGAGAAAGUGCUGAUGUGGACAGGAGAAAUAAAAGAAGCUUGAGGGCUUUGCCUGGAAACAUGCUCCUGUGAGCAUUCCCAGGGCCCAAAGCUGCCCUUACAAAGCUACACCCUGCUUUUCAGGGACCAUCGGAUCCCUGACUCUCCUUUACCAAGUCCUUACCUCCUCCUCUCACCUCUAAUCUCCUUUUCUUCUGGUGUCAACGUGAGUCCAGUUUGCAAGAUUCCCCCACCCUCCCCAUCCCAGUGUAGGGAUCUCAGAGUCCCCCUGUAGAGGUCCUGCCCCCCGAAGCCCCCAGGUCCCGUGAGGGCUAGUCAGGGAGAGCCAAGGCAAAGAACCCAGGGGUCUGCCUUCUCUGGUAUUCAGGAAGAGAAGGAAAAUCUGUUGUCCUGCACCAAUUGAAAGACAUCCUUUUGGCUGUUGGGGCCUAUGCCUCGUCAGCAACUUCCAAGGCCCUUGUAAAGCCCCACGCACCAAUUACAGCUCCCCACGUUGCUUUUGAAUGCCUCCUACUAUGUUGGGGCAAGACUUUGUCUUGCCUUCCCAGGAUGGGUUGGGGGGAAUUUGGGGGUUCUCAUUACCUCCCCUUUUUUUGUGUGUGUGGGCCGGUGGGACCCAGAUGAGAACUUAUUCCCAACAUUUCCCAAUUCAGAACCUUCCGGCUGGUGGGAAAACAAGAAAGGAAAAGGAAUUCCGUGCAGCUUGUCUAAGGAAAAGGAGUGAGAAGAGGAUUUGCAGGGCGGGUGGGCAUGAAGGUAAGAUGCAGGAAGGCAGAGCUGAGCCUCCGGCUGGCUCUCUGGAAAGGCAGCCUUUCUCUGACACCUCUGCACCUCACUGAUGUGCAGUUGAGAACGUGCGGAUAGGCAUUUACGGCGGGACCUCUGGGUUCCUUACCCUGGGGAACACCUGAGGACAACAGACGCACCCUGGUACUGCCCUUGGUGAGACCCUGGCACAGUCAGGAAGGCGAGGAUAACAGACAAUGAAAAGGAACAGAAGUAGAGAUUGUAAUGUGUACAGAGGACUGGCCUGCCUCCUUUGGGACUGGUGAGAGGCAACUAUAAUGUCCAUGGCUGCUCCCUCUUGUGGUCCAGCUCUAGGCCGGAUCUGUGGACCUGUGGCUAUUAUACCAUUCGCUCCUCAUAACAACCUUGGGAGGAGGAGCCCCUGCUAUCCCCAUGUUACAGGGGAGGGUAUGGAGAUCCCCAGGUGGAUGUGGGUGCUGAGUGGUGAAGUCAGGAUUUGAACCUGAGCUGUCAGACUCUGCAGCCUAAGUGCCGAAUCGAGGGCUAGAUGCGGGGGGGGGGGUGUCAUUUUGGGAAGGCCCUUGAUUCUGCCCUGGCAUCUAGGUACUCGAAUGAUGGAUGUAAUGUUGGAGGAGCCUCAGGCCUUGGGGGCAGAAUGGUUGGGACAGCUGUGAAGAAGAGGGGAUUGUGUCUCCCUUUAGUCCUUAGAAUCUGGCAUCCUUGGGAGCAGUUGGCUCCUCCUGGCAAAUGUCUGUUGAGCCUUCCUCCGCAGUGAUGCUGUACUCGUGUUGUGCAUUUGUGACAAAAACAGAGGUGAGGGGCUGGCUGGCUCAGUCGAUAGAGCAUCCAACCCUUGAUCUCGGGGUUGUGAGUUCAAGCCCCAUGUUGAGUGUAGAGAUGACUUUAAAAAAUUCAAACCAAACCAAACCAAACCAGAGGUGGGAGGCAGGGAACAAGUGCUGGGUGGAACAGAUGGAACUGGUAGAAAUGGGCCUCCUGCCCUCCCAGGUAGGGGAGGUUUGCCACGGCAGUGUGGUUGUAAUGGCUUGGUUCUAACAGUGACAGCUUAAGACACUGAGGGGCCUGGCUGUGUUGUCCAAGGUCUCCCAGAGUACAUCCUGUCUCCUCACACGAACCCUCUUCUCACCCCCACCCCCCUUAUCCUCUUAUCCCUUAUCUAUCAUCCGGGGACAUUCAUCCAGUGGCCGCUGCUCCUUUGAGUAGCCCCUUGCCCUAGAUGCAGCUGUGUCCCCCUCAUGGCAUCGGCGUGCCUGCUCAGGCCGCUCCGUAGUCCCCAAGCCUCUCACUGGAGACAAGGGCCCUGAAAGAGCAGACAGACCAUGGGGCACGCCACCCUCUAUGCCCGCAGCCCUGGGCUCUAUCCACAGUGAGACCAUCCCCACCGCACUGCCCUGUCCUAGUAUAAGGAGGGACCUAAGGAAGCAUGUCUGUGCAAGUGGAUUUGCACAUUCCAGAUAAUAAAUGCUAGUCACUUGUGUCAGUCAGAGUCCAGCCAGAGAAAAAUGGCACACUCAAAUAGGUCAUCUGAGGAGUGUUGGAAAAGGGGGCUGUUUAGGGGCACCUGGGUGGCUCAGUCAGUCGAGCGUCUGACUCUUUUUUUUUUUUUAAAGAUUUUAUUGAUUUAUUUGCCAGAGAGAGAGGGGGAGAGAGCACAAG